Magallana angulata is the source of this 557-nucleotide messenger RNA. RefSeq lists its product as uncharacterized. The transcript has 2 exons. The record is from RefSeq and is a predicted model, not a curated record. Bases 28 to 507 code for a protein of 159 amino acids. Lineage: Eukaryota; Metazoa; Mollusca; Bivalvia; Ostreida; Ostreidae.
CUUAAAAAUAUCUGUCUGGCUGCGACAAUGCGAGGACUUCGAUUUAAAAGUAUAUUACUUUGCGUUUUGCUUUACUCAGUUGCGGUCCAAGGCUUCGGAACCUGUUCACCUGGUGACGUCACUGCCUGUCCGGUCUAUGCUGAGUGUGUGGGGAAUGAGUGCAGAUGUAAAGAUGGAUUCAAAGAGGGCUUUAACAUCUUCGAUAAAGAAACAUUUUGUUAUAGGAACACGUUAUUAGAAACUGUAUCGUCAGAGACUAAAAACGUGCACAAUUCAAAUGCAGAAGGUUAUAGUUCAACAGGUCUGCCAGCUUUAACAACGCAAUCUUCACCUACAACAACUGAAAACAUUACGACUAAAAACACAACAACUAAAAACGUAACGACAGAAGAAACUAAGACUAAAGAAAAACCAUUUGGGUCAAAUUUUCAACUAAUUGGUGGAUCUGCAUUUGCGGCUGCUCUUAAAGAUGGAGGAGCGUUUGCGGCCGCGUUUGGAAAACAGUAACUCCGCAAAGUAUUUUAACUUAUUUAUGGCUGUUCUUUACUAUCUGUCAA